GUGCCGAGCUCUCCUCCUCACCGUGGCUGGCAUGAAACUUCUGCGGAGUUCCUUCUGCUGCCCCCCGCAGCAGUACGUCACCCUGGGCUUCACUGUGCUCUUCUUCCAGUUCGACUACAAACAAUAUUCGGAGGGUUUUCUCACCGACUACUUCAUCAUGUCUAUUCUCUUUAGCAAGCUGUGGGACCUCUUGUACAAGCUCCGUUUUGUCCUCACGUACAUCGCGCCCUGGCAGAUCACCUGGGGCUCAGCCUUCCAUGCCUUUGCCCAGCCCUUCGCCGUGCCACAUUCAGCCAUGCUCUUCCUCCAGGCUGUUCUCUCCGCGCUGUUCUCCACGCCCCUCAACCCGUUACUGGGCAGUGCCGUGUUUAUCAUGUCUUAUGCUCGCCCCGUCAAAUUUUGGGAGCGCGAUUACAACACCAAGAGAGUGGACCAUUCGAACACCCGACUGGCCACACAGCUUGACCGCAACCCUGAGCAUCAUCUACUAUGUGACCUGCUCCCCGAAGCUGGAGGAGUGGAUGGGGAACGAAGGCAUCCAGGAAGCCCUCCGGCCUUGCACCGCCCUCAACUACGCCGACAGCGACCCCACCUUCAACCUGAACAUUGACGAAGACUACGACCACCGCAUGGCGGGAAUCUCCCUGACUUCUUUCUGCAACAUCUACCUCGACUGGAUUCAGUACUGCUCCGGGCGCAGGGAGAAGGCCGUGGACCGGGAGUGGAAUUCCCGCCUGGUCACCCUGUGCUUCGGACUUUGCAUCCUGGGCCGCCGAGCCCUCGGAACGGCCUCCCACAGCAUGUCAGCCAGGUUGCAAAAAGGCUGCGGAGCCGGCUGCAACAGCGGAGGCAACAUCGAAGAUUCAGACUGUGGUGGGGGCUCGUCUCUCAGCAAUAACCCCCCCGGGCACAGCGCACAGGUCCCCGGGAGCACGGCUCACAACGCCGGGCCGGCGGCUGCGAACCCCACCGAGCCGGGGACCACGGGUGCCCAAUCUCAGGCAGAAUCCGAUCCCAGCCUUCCUCCUCCGAGCCAGAGCUGGCUGGUCCAGCCCCAGCUAAGCCAGACCGACGGGCGACCCCCGCCGACCCCCGCCGCCUCGUGGCCUCCGGGCCCCCAUUUCCUGGGAAGCCAGCUUUCCUGCGCCAGCUCCUUGGCUUCCGUGGCUGAGGGCGCCGGACGUACCCCUCUGCCCCUCCACCCCAGCCUCGGGACUCUCUCCCCUUUUGUCUACGAGGGUCUCUGCAGCAAGUGGAGCUUGCCCACCCGCAAAGGACUGAACGGGUUAGGGGGCAGCGAGAGCGAAUUCCCGCCCGGAACUCCGCCCCCCCACACAAAGGACAGCUCUUCUAUAGCGACUAAUGCUGUUGCCGCCUUGGGGACACUUACCAUUGGAGGGAGCCCUAAAUCUCAG
Thamnophis sirtalis is the source of this 1415-nucleotide messenger RNA. The record is from RefSeq and is a predicted model, not a curated record. Lineage: Eukaryota; Metazoa; Chordata; Lepidosauria; Squamata; Natricidae.